AUGUUAAUUGCAAAAGAGGGAAAAUCAUUUACAGACGCAGGAUUUGUCAUGGCCGGUAAUAUUUGUCCAGAUAUUGUACAUAAGUAUGAAGAAGUCCCAUUACCUGCUCGUACAAUAACAAGACGUAUUGAAGAUGUUGGUGACAAUUUCUUAAAUCAACUGAUAAAAAAAACCAAAACAUUUCAAUAUUUUUCGUUAGCAUUUGAUGAAAGUACAGAUAUUGUUGGCUCUGCACAGUUAAUUGUAUUUAUUCAAGGAAUUAAUGAAAAGUUUGAAAUAACUGAAGAAAUUCCCGCCGUCUGUAUUUUGAAGCGGACGACGCGAGGUGAAGAUAAUUUUUUACACGUUCAAAACAUUAUAAUAUCUUCAUUAGAUCUUCAAUUACAUAAACUAGUUAGCGUAACCACUAACGGAGCGAGAAAUAUGACGGGCAAAAAUAUUGGAUUUCAGGCUAAUUAA
Molecule: messenger RNA, 459 nt
Organism: Diuraphis noxia (Russian wheat aphid)
Lineage: Eukaryota; Metazoa; Arthropoda; Insecta; Hemiptera; Aphididae
Product: general transcription factor II-I repeat domain-containing protein 2-like
Source: RefSeq, a predicted model, not a curated record